CAAGCAUAAUUCUUCAAGCUUUUCUAAAAUGGCAUUGGAUAAUAUAUUCUUUGUAAAAAACCCAUGCGUUGUACAGCGUGUGGGAUGCUUUAAAGAUCGUAAAAAUGAGGUCUUUCCAAAGUUGAUUGGGAAUUUUCGAAAUCAAAUUGACUGGAAUAAUAUGGACAAAACUGUCAGGCAAUGUUCCUGCGCAGCUCAUGAAGGAGGAUACAAGGUUUUUGCUGUGCAAUACUACGGAGAAUGUUGGGGUUCGCGAGAAAUGGUUCAAUACGACAAAUAUGGCCCUUCGAAAGAUUGUUGGAAGGAAGUUGGAAAAGAAAACACAAAUUUUGUCUAUAAAUUCGCAUAA
Dendronephthya gigantea is the source of this 349-nucleotide messenger RNA. RefSeq lists its product as uncharacterized. The transcript is spliced from 3 exons. NCBI's taxonomy places the organism in Eukaryota, Metazoa, Cnidaria, Anthozoa, Malacalcyonacea, Nephtheidae. The coding region runs from base 29 to 349 and encodes 106 amino acids. The record is from RefSeq and is a predicted model, not a curated record.